AAACACUCUGUGUGGCUCCUCGGCUUUGACAGAGUGCAAGACGAUGACUUGCAAAAUGUCGCAGCUGGAACGCAACAUAGAGACCAUCAUCAACACCUUCCACCAAUACUCUGUGAAGCUGGGGCACCCAGACACCCUGAACCAGGGGGAAUUCAAAGAGCUGGUGCGAAAAGAUCUGCAAAAUUUUCUCAAGAAGGAGAAUAAGAAUGAAAAGGUCAUAGAACACAUCAUGGAGGACCUGGACACAAAUGCAGACAAGCAGCUGAGCUUCGAGGAGUUCAUCAUGCUGAUGGCGAGGCUAACCUGGGCCUCCCACGAGAAGAUGCACGAGGGUGACGAGGGCCCUGGCCACCACCAUAAGCCAGGCCUCGGGGAGGGCACCCCCUAAGACCACAGUGGCCAAGAUCACAGUGGCCACGGCCACGGCCACAGUCAUGGUGGCCACGGCCACAGCCACUAAUCAGGAGGCCAGGCCACCCUGCCUCUACCCAACCAGGGCCCCGGGGCCUGUUAUGUCAAACUGUCUUGGCUGUGGGGCUAGGGGCUGGGGCCAAAUAAAGUCUCUUCCUCCAA
This is a messenger RNA of Homo sapiens (human), 573 nucleotides long. RefSeq names its product S100 calcium binding protein A9 (gene S100A9). The record is from RefSeq and is marked reviewed. Lineage: Eukaryota; Metazoa; Chordata; Mammalia; Primates; Hominidae. The coding region runs from base 44 to 388 and encodes 114 amino acids. The transcript is spliced from 3 exons. Gene Ontology annotation, molecular function: calcium ion binding. Gene Ontology annotation, cellular component: cytoskeleton; cytoplasm; plasma membrane.